Messenger RNA from Brassicogethes aeneus, 1073 nucleotides. Lineage: Eukaryota; Metazoa; Arthropoda; Insecta; Coleoptera; Nitidulidae. The record is from the annotation of a GenBank genome assembly.
UACAAAGUCUUGUUUGUAAAUAAAUGGGUGUGUAUAAUAUACUUGGAUUAUUUACUAUAGUUUCUCAUGUUCUGGCUAUAGAUCUAUGCAGAGAGCAUUCAUCAUGCGUUCCUUUAAGAAAAUGUCAUCCAAAAUCAAGUUCAGCUUUUAUCUAUCCUUGUCAUAUAGGUUUAAAUCUAAUUUGUUGCCCUAAUUCCGACAUCCAAAACACUACAUCUUUAGAAACAAGAAAAACCCUAUUGUUUCCGGAAGAAUGUGGGGAAAUAACCAACGAAAAAAAAAUUAAAGGGGGCAAAAAUGCAGAUUUGGGACAGUUUCCUUGGAUGGCACUUUUGGGAUAUAAACAAAAAUCAGCAGGAAUUUCAGAAUUCCUUUGUGGAGGAACAAUAAUAACACACAGAUACAUAAUGACGGCAGCGCAUUGCCUAGCAGUUAAAAGUAGAGAAUUGGUUUUUGUAAGACUUGGUGAGCAUGAUAUAGAUAGUGAGGAUGACUGUGUAACAAUAAAAAAAUACACAAAAUGCGCUGACAAACCUGUGGAUAUAAACGUUGAAGAAAGAAUUCCUCAUUUUCAGUACAAUGAGACGACUUUGAAGAACGAUAUCGCUUUGCUUAGGUUGGAAUUGGAUAUACCAUCAAAAUCAGAAUUCAUCAAACCCAUAUGUCUUCCAUUUGAAAGAAGCCUGGAAAGCAAAGACUUGGCUGGACAAAAGUUUACCAUAACGGGAUGGGGCAAAACCGAUCCAAAAAAUUUGCAAGGUUCAAGUUAUCUACAAUACGCUCAAGUCGUUGUAGCAAAUCAGGAGAAAUGCAACUCAAAUCUUCCAGCAAGAGUUCGGAAUAUUUCUGAUUCUCAACUAUGUGCUAUCGGUAAGACUGAGGAUGCCUGUAAAGGGGAUAGUGGAGGACCUUUAUCCAAUGCCACAGGGGAUUUUAAGGGGGAAAUAAGGAUUUUUCAGAUAGGGAUAGUAUCUUUUGCUCCCACACCGACUUGUGGCAUACAGGAAUUGCCUCCUGUAUAUACACGAGUUGACAAAUAUUUAAAAUGGAUUGAGGAUACUGUUAUAGUGUAG